Messenger RNA from Zychaea mexicana, 429 nucleotides. RefSeq lists its product as uncharacterized. The transcript is spliced from 2 exons. The record is from RefSeq and is a predicted model, not a curated record. Lineage: Eukaryota; Fungi; Mucoromycota; Mucoromycetes; Mucorales; Lichtheimiaceae. Bases 1 to 429 code for a protein of 142 amino acids.
AUGAAAAGCAUUUUUAUACGAAUAUAUUCAAUAUCUUUUCUUUUAGACAAUGUUGCUGAAUCUAUUGCCGAGCUCCUACCGAAACACCAAGCAUAUAUCCACAACCUUAAAUCAAACGGAUUUACUGUUGUGGGAUAUGCAAGGAAAUCGCCUGGAACGGAGGACAUUGCUACGAGACUACAAUUGUUACAAAAAAUGGUCGGCAGAUUAUUUAAAGUUUCGCUUACCGACAAAGCGUUUGUAUCGUAUUCAACCAAAGCAGCCGAUUCAAUAAGCUCAAGGGACUCCCACACGGAAAAAAAAACAUAUAUUGCAAAUGCACAACAUCUGAUCGACUUUAUACGCGGAACCGACACUAUUUGCUUAGUAUUUAUUGACUACGCCGGCUUUUCUAUCAACCCAUCCGAUAUCCUCGCAUUCAUCAAGUAA